AGGAACUACCAACCUCCCACUGAACCUCCCUGUAUUAUCUACCAGCUGUGUUCCAAACAUGAUGGUAUCCUGGUGGAGGCUAAGGGCAUUAAAGAGUACUGCUGGAAAAAUCAUAUGAAGAAGCUGUUUGAAAGAAAGGUUCUCAGAGGUGAACCGAAAACUUUAAGUGGGCUUUUAGACUUAGCCAACUUUGAUCUCAACUUGAAGGCCAUCAACAAAGUGUAUGAGGAGUAUGUGCUGAGUGUGGGAGACUUUGAUGAACGGAUUUUUUUUGGCUAAGUGCAAACAGUUGAGGGUAGAUAGACUCCAGUGUGACCCAGGCCCUGCCCCUGCACCCCCUGUCUGCUCCGCACCCUCUAUCUGCAGCCCCGACAGACCGGCACUCAGGCCCCUCAACACCACAGGAGACGAUGCCAACACAGACAUUGGAACACCCACAAAACUGGUCGGGAGUACCCCUAUUGGAGAUAUUUCAGAGAAACUUCAAGCAAAGCGAAACCUUAACCAACAGAUGGGCAGCAUAUCGCAGCUGACUCCCGCCACCCCCUUGACUGGUCGCAAAUACCUCAAGAGCAAGGAACAAGGUCAGAAUGUGACUCCCGUCUCUACUGCCACACAGACUGUACAACGACUGCAGAGUUUGCUGAGUGGUCGACAGGCCGCCCCUUCUCCCUGGUUACUUCAGACUAUCAGUAGGGUGUGUGAGACAGACCCCAAAAUUGAGGAGAGGGUGAGGAGCCUGGGGGAGAAGUUUUGCGCAGAGUACACCCAGACGACUCCAAACCACCUGGGCACUCACAUUGACUUUGCCCAGAAACGUCUUCAGCUUGCUGAGACCCUCUUCUACAAGUUGCUGGAGAACAUAUUGAAGGAUGAAAUCAAGAAGCCCAACUUUGAUUGCAAUAGUCUGCUACAACAUGAGAUGUUCCAUCAAACACUGUUUGCCUGCUGUCUGGAGAUUGUCAUCUACUCGUACAACUCCCAGCAGCGCACGUUUCCCUGGGUGCUUACUGCACUGGACAUCGAACCCUAUCAUUUCUAUAAGAUCAUCGAAGUGACAGUGCGUGCUGAGGACCAGCUGUCUAGAGACAUGGUCAAGCACCUCAAUUUGAUAGAAGAACAAAUCCUGGAGGCAUUGGCAUGGCGUGGUAACAGCCCCUUGUGGGAGGCCAUAGGCGCUUCGGAACUACCUAUACCCACCUGCGAAGAUGUAAGUCUGCCGGGUCAGCUGCUGGAGGACAACCCCACCCUGACACCUCUUAACAACCCUGCCAUCCGCCGGCUUGUGGUACCAGUAGUGACUCAGUCGCCUGGUCCAUCCGCGUCCGAACGCUUCCACUCUCCAGUCACCUCUGCUAUCGCCAAGAAAAAGUUGUUUAUAGAAAACACAGGAGGCGUGUGUACAGUAAAGCCCGGGCAGUCACUGCUGCAGGCCAAAUUAAAACCACCAGUGUCAAGUACUGGUGAGGAGCUAGAGCCAAGAAAAAUGUCCAGCGUCAUCAUUAAUCCAGCUUUGCUAAAGGAGAAACAGAGCAAACCCAACAGGCCUCGUCGCACCGGCUCUCUUGGCCUCUUCUUCCGAAAGUUCUAUCAUGUUGCGUCAGUGCGAAUGCAGGAGCUGUGCAAUCAUCUGGAGUUGAAGGAGACAGAGCUUAGACGGAAGAUAUGGACAUGCUUUGAGCACUCUAUUUUAGAACACUCAGAACUCAUGUUAGACCGACAUCUUGACCAGAUCCUAAUGUGCGCUGUCUAUGUCAUGUGCAAAAUCGAGGGCCUGGAUAAGCCGUUCACAGAAGUAAUGAAGUGCUACCGUCUCCAGCCACAGUCGGCCAGCCAUGUCUACCGCAGUGUGCUGCUUGCCUCCCGUCACAAACGAACAGAAACCAAACCAUCUGGAGUCCCAGUCCAGGAAACAGAAAACAGAUGUGAUAUAAUAAAAUUCUACAAUUCAGUUUAUGUACAAAAAAUGCAGAAUUUCGUGAGGAAGUUCGCUAAUGGAAAUGCUCAGAAUGGCAACCUGACUCUGUCCCCACUGCCGGUAACGAGAUCUGUCCCCAUGUCACCUCGCAGGAGAGUCUCUGACAUGCACAGUGUUUUUAUCCGUCCCCUCACCUCCUCAGAGCCUAACGCCUUCCCUCCCUCGCCCACCGGGUCCCUUAGCUACUGCUUCAGCCGAAGUCCUGCUAAGGUAUGAGAUUUUUUACCUCAACA
This is a messenger RNA of Homalodisca vitripennis (glassy-winged sharpshooter), 2211 nucleotides long. Its product is annotated as retinoblastoma-like protein 1. Gene Ontology annotation, cellular component: chromatin; transcription regulator complex; nucleus. The coding region runs from base 257 to 2194 and encodes 645 amino acids. The record is from RefSeq and is a predicted model, not a curated record. Gene Ontology annotation, molecular function: RNA polymerase II transcription regulatory region sequence-specific DNA binding. The transcript is spliced from 13 exons. Gene Ontology annotation, biological process: cell differentiation; negative regulation of G1/S transition of mitotic cell cycle; regulation of transcription by RNA polymerase II. Lineage: Eukaryota; Metazoa; Arthropoda; Insecta; Hemiptera; Cicadellidae.